AUGACGAAGGAGGAUUACGAACUGAAAGCAAAAGGGAACAAGGUUUCCCCGGAGCACACGAUAUCAAGCAAGGAGGAUAUUAAACAAGGCAGUGGAGAGACUGAAAUCGAUAAUACGGGUCUCCAGCGUCUAUUGCCGAAAUUUCUUCGCAUGCGAUAUGCGGAUCCGGACCUUGAGAACCUCUACGGUGCAUAUUAUCGGCGACAGAAACAGGGCGCUCUCUCUAUAGCAGCCGUCCUUUCCUUUUUCUGUGACAUUGCCCUCAUCGUCUCGUACGUCGUCAAAUAUCAAAGUCCAAGCAUCUUGGCCGUAAAAGCAAUCCUCGUUAUAGACUUUGUAGUGUUCUUUCUAUGCAAAAUCAAACCGAGGCUCCUGCCGGAUAAAGGCCACCUUGCGAUGUGUUUUGUAUUUUGGAUUUAUCUUCAAACAAAGCUGUUCGUAGAUAUUGGGAUACGGUACAGUUUAGGGAUUGCGGUGUCUCCGAAUCACGUUGUUGGCCUGCAAGCGUUGCUUCUCUACCUGGCUUUCAUAGUUUUGCCUGUCAGAAUAGCGAUCUGCGGACUUUUUAACCUGUUAGCCAUCCUGGGUUACCUACUUUUGACGGCCAUUUUGGCGGCGAUGCAGCCUUAUGGGAUAUUCUACAUAGGAAAUGAGGUUGCUGCUGAUAUACUGUUAUUCAUGUGUGCCAAUGUAUUAGGGACGAUCUCAUAUUUUCUUGCGGACAAGAACCAGCGCCGGGCGUUCCUGGAAGCCAAAGCUUCGCUCUCAGUCAAGGUUGCCAUCGAGGAGAAAUCUAAAGAACAGGAGCGCCUCCUAUUGUCUGUCCUUCCAAAGCACGUCGCAGACGAUAUGGUGCAAGAUAUGGGAAAUGAAAUUGGAGGGCAGUUCAGGAAAAUCUACAUGAGUCGACACGAGGAUGUUAGUAUUCUCUUUGCUGAUAUCGUGGGUUUUACCGCAAUGUCGUCUGCUGUCACAGCGCCCGAGUUAGUUUCCGUUUUGAACCAGCUUUUUGCCACCUUUGACCAACUUUCUCAGAAAUACCAUCAGCUUCGUAUAAAAAUCCUUGGGGAUUGUUACUACUGCAUCAGUGGCGCCCCCACACCCCGCCCUGAUCACGCGGUACUAGCCGUCCACAUGGGCCUUAGUGUGGUAGUCGCUAUUGCUCAAGUUCGAGAACGCACCAAGACCAACGUCAACAUGCGUGUAGGUAUCCACACCGGAGCUGUCCUGGGAGGCGUCAUUGGCCAGAAGCAGUGGCAGUUCGACGUGCUGGGAAAAGACGUCCAAAUGGCAAACAAAAUGGAGUCUGGCGGCGUUCCAGGACGGGUCCACAUCUCUCAGUCUACUGCAGACUUCCUGGAUGGUGAGUUUGAGCUUGAGCCGGGAGAGGGCGACACUAGAGAGGAGGCCAUAAAACAAGCUGGGAUCAAGACUUACCUCGUAGGCACGGUUCUCAAGCCGUAUCCCGAGGGCACUCUCGACGCUUCAAACGGAGCCGCAAAUGGUCACGUGGCUGAUGGAGUGACGUCAGACAACGAGCCGAAAACUACUGGCGACUCUGACGUAGAAAAGAACGAUGUGGACAGUAAUCAACAUAUAUAUGAAGCAUUGGUUGAAAGAGAUGAUUCGACGCACAUGUCCAAACGACUCAACCGCAUCACACUUUGGUUCAAGGACAAGGAAGUGGAGAAGGAAUACGGAAGUAACAGGGGCAAACACAGUGGCGUCACCCUGACCAGCACCUGCCUUAUACUGCUAGCGUGCUUCCUGUCUCAGCUUUGGGUACUCCCCAGAAACGUCAAUGCAUUCUUGACAUUUGCCGUGGUGUUUGUGUGUCUGGUGAUUAUGUCAUUGAUAAGUCUUGCAGCAGACAUUAAGAAGUUUCCGAACAUUUUGGUUCGCUUUGCUCACUGGAUUGAGGUAACCGUUUGGUUCCGGAUAUUCUGGGUUAGUCUUGCAGUCCUUAUUUUAGCUGCAGCCGAUAUUAUAGAUAUGCUUGGCUGUUCCACCACGGACAACUUCACGGCAAACGCCACUCAGCUCAACCCCAGCACAGCCUAUUGCCAGUAUCCCUCUUACUUCAUGGACUUCGGCAUCAUGGUUGUCAUGGGAACGACCUUGCUGACCCAGAUCAACUUCCUGGUCAAAAUUAUCCUGAUUAUAACCGUCUGCGCAGUUCAUUGCGUUAUGUAUCUGGUUGUGAUUCCGACAACUUUUGAUGAGGUAGACAGCUUUCUUGGCUCCUAUGGCGGUGUGUUGAUGCCAACAAAAUAUCUGAUGGUUGCAACAAUAGGAGCCGUUGCCUUGACAGCAGCGUUUCUUUCUCGCUCGGCGGAUCAAAUGUCCAGGAAGCUGUAUCUAUGGAAACAAGAGGCAGAAGAACAAAAAGAGAUGGUGACAGUCCUCCGCGAGAAAAACGAGACCCUAGUGUACAACAUUCUUCCUGCGCACGUGGCAGUCGAGUUUCUUGGAAAUAAGAGAAGCGACGGGGAACUAUAUAGUCAGGCGUAUGAACACACAGCUGUGAUAUUUGCAGCGUGCCCCAACUUCAACGACUUCUAUUCGGAGGACGCCGUUAAUAACAACGGGCUAGAGUGCUUUCGUUUCCUUAAUGAGAUUAUUUCAGAUUAUGAUGAGCUCUUGAACGAGCCACGUUUCUCAGAUAUUAUCAAGAUAAAGACUGUCGGUUCCACAUAUAUGGCGGCAAGUGGUAUAAAUCACGCAAAAUCUCACACGAAGGGGACUUCCGUCAAGGAGAUCUGGGGCCACCUGGCGGCGCUUGCUGACUUCGCGUUUGCAAUGAAGGAGGCGCUGGAUACCAUAAAUCAACAGUCCUUUAAUAACUUCAAACUUCGGAUAGGGAUACAUCACGGCCCCAUAGUCGCCGGUGUAAUAGGAGCGAAGAAGCCUCACUUUGAUAUCUGGGGAAACACUGUGAACGUGGCCAGUCGUAUGGACUCCACAGGACAAGUUGGUCGCAUUCAGGUGACAGAAGACACGAUGCUCAUCCUCAAGGAAUUUGGUUUCACGUUCCAAAAACGCGGCAUGGUGAAGGUGAAGGGGAAGGGCGAACUGCUCACCUUCUUCAUGGAGGGCAAACAGACUGAGAUGACAUCGCCUUUAGAUUCCGGAACGAUGAACGGGAAAGCUGAUGCUCUUCCACCAUUAUAA
Molecule: messenger RNA, 3171 nt
Organism: Lingula anatina
Lineage: Eukaryota; Metazoa; Brachiopoda; Lingulata; Lingulida; Lingulidae
Product: adenylate cyclase type 3
Biological process (GO): intracellular signal transduction; cAMP biosynthetic process; adenylate cyclase-activating G protein-coupled receptor signaling pathway
Cellular component (GO): plasma membrane
Molecular function (GO): adenylate cyclase activity
Source: RefSeq, a predicted model, not a curated record